UUCGUGUGGUUUCUCACUUCCUGUUAGCUCGAGGAAGGUAGCGGACGAGCGGUCGAAGAAAUUACUGAUGUAUAUAUGAAAAAAUCCUCGCAAAAUUCGUCAGGAACGUGAUAUUCUUGAGCCUAUCAGGUCCACAUUUAGGAGACAAUGAUCCGCUUCAUCCUCAUCCAGAACCGAGCAGGAAAGACACGACUGGCCAAAUGGUACAUGCAGUUUGAUGAUGAUGAGAAACAGAAGUUGAUCGAGGAAGUGCAUGCUGUGGUAACUGUCAGAGAUGCCAAGCACACCAACUUUGUGGAGUUCAGGAACUUCAAGAUCAUUUACCGGCGCUAUGCUGGUCUAUACUUCUGUAUUUGUGUGGACGUGACUGAUAACAACUUGGCAUACCUCGAGGGGAUCCACAACUUUGUAGAGGUGCUGAACGAGUAUUUCCACAAUGUGUGUGAAUUGGACCUUGUGUUCAACUUCUACAAGGUGUACACGGUGGUGGAUGAGAUGUUCCUGGCUGGAGAGAUCAGGGAGACCAGUCAGACCAAGGUCCUGAAGCAGCUCCUCAUGCUCCAGUCGCUGGAGUAGAAAACAGACCACCUGCCCAUGAACCUGCUGCCCCGAUACCCAACCUCACCUACUCCUCGUUCCCGUCACUCUGGAAAUCAUUUUCCCCGCCUCUACGGAGCAGACUUCGCUCUUGCCGAAACUUCAGGAGGAGGUGAUUUUAGAAAUAGAAAUGCACAAUAUUGUGUACAUAUGGAUAUAUGAUGGGGAGCUUCAGUUAACCUGUUUGUCAAAGCAGUCUAUAUGUUGCAAUGUUCUGUAUUUGUUCUACUUCUGAAUUCUCCCAGUAUUGAAAGGCUGUACAUUUCAAAGUGUUGACAUUUCAUAUACUGCCUAAGUUACAAUCAACAUGAUAUUCAGUUUACUUUUCCAAAGCCUUCAGAAAUGAGUUAUUUCAUAAAGUAAUCAAUUAGUCUGCAUUUCUCUGUGUGGAAACACUGAUGUAAAUCCAGCAGUGUGACACUGCUCUCUCUCUCUCUCUCUCUCUCUCCUCCCCACCUCCUGCCCUCCUGUCAAAUUACAUUUAAUGGCACUACUGUCACUAACAAGCACCACGUAUGAAGAGUGACUGCCUGCAACAGCCACUUCUAUAAAUCCAUGUAAAGAAAGACCGUUUGCUCAUUUUGUGUCUGGAUCACAGUACACGUAAACUAUAACUAGAAAGCCCUUUAGAGCAAUUGACCCAUCCCGGCAGGUUCAUAAUUGAAUCGAGUGUACUUAGGAUGAGUGCCAUUCUGACGGUUUGUUAUGGCAACCUGUGGCAACAUUCUCAUGGCUGAUGAUACACAGUGGAGGUUACGGAGGCUCAGACGGCUGCGCUCUGGGUGUUGUAAUUGUUUUCAUUGCAUUUCUAAUGAUCCAGAUGAUUUGAACACAUUACAUUAAAUGGUGCUUGUUGGUCACACAACAGAAAGUAUAUUUUACAGUCUGCGUCGUAUGGUGUGUGUGUACAUACAGUGUAUCUUGCGUAUGUUGAAUAUUGUGAAAGUGACACAUGCAUUCCAGAAGGAGUGGUUCUUGCUCACUGUGUGUGAGGAGCAUUUACUUGUGUAAGAUCCAUAAACUUUUUUUUUUUUUUUUUUGCCAUUGCAUAAAAUAAAUUGGCUUUUAAAUUCCUCCGAUAAGCCUCAUGAACUUCGCUGGACUUUAAUGUUUAUAAAACGACAUGACAUACUCUAGGUUAACCAUAUCCUGUCACAAAGGUGGUUUCAAAUGUUACUGUUGUUGAACUUUUGUAUUUUUCUUUUUUAAAUGAUUAGGCAAUUGUGAAAUAUGUACUGCUUCCCUUUUUGUCCACCUGUGUGAGUUUGUCAAUGGAAGAUGUUUGUUUGUGUUGCUGUCUCCAAUUUAACUACCCACAUCAAUACGUCCCAUUAUAUGUAAAUAAUCUAAUAAACAUAUGAAGUGAUACAUGAAUA
Molecule: messenger RNA, 1973 nt
Organism: Anarrhichthys ocellatus (wolf-eel)
Lineage: Eukaryota; Metazoa; Chordata; Actinopteri; Perciformes; Anarhichadidae
Gene: ap2s1
Product: adaptor related protein complex 2 subunit sigma 1
Exons: 5
Coding region: 148-576 (142 amino acids)
Biological process (GO): intracellular protein transport; clathrin-dependent endocytosis
Cellular component (GO): AP-2 adaptor complex; membrane coat
Molecular function (GO): clathrin-cargo adaptor activity
Source: RefSeq, a predicted model, not a curated record